Molecule: messenger RNA, 1710 nt
Organism: Diorhabda sublineata
Lineage: Eukaryota; Metazoa; Arthropoda; Insecta; Coleoptera; Chrysomelidae
Exons: 6
Coding region: 1-1710 (569 amino acids)
Biological process (GO): mitotic spindle midzone assembly; positive regulation of cytokinesis; cytoplasmic microtubule organization
Cellular component (GO): midbody; cytoplasmic microtubule; mitotic spindle pole
Molecular function (GO): microtubule binding
Source: RefSeq, a predicted model, not a curated record
AUGGAUAAGAUAGCGACGGAAAAUCUUUUUCUUUUGGAAUUUCUAGUGGACAACGUUAAUUUGGAUCCGUCCUGCGAUUGCGACGAAGUCGAAGGUGAAAAAUGCGUGUCGUUCCAAUUUUUAGAUAACGCACCUUUGGAUGUAUGCGAAGCCGAUUUUAACCCUCAAAGAAACUAUAUAUCGAAUUGUCCGAAAGAUACCAACAUAAAAAGUGGCAAAUCGUGUUUAUUUUCCCUAUCACCCGAACAAGCGGAAGAAGCAAUCAAUAAGUUAGACAUUUACGUUUCGAUUUAUAAGAAAAUGCCUCCUGGUAGUUGGAUACCGGAAAAUGUAGAAAUCGGUAGCGCUCUUAUAUCAAUAGCUAAUUUAUUCGAAGAACUUAUCAAUUGCAUAACAACUUCCACGGGGGAAGAAAGUACUUCUCCUACAGCGAAAACAUUGAAAGAUUCUUUCGAUAUCAGUACACCCGAAGGAGAAAUAUGCGGAAAAAUAGGCGUUUAUAUAAGAUUAUCGUGUUUCGGAAAACUCAUAGUGACACAAUUUCAAAUGAAUUUGCAAGAUAAAUCAGUUUUAUUUAAAGAUAAAGAAGGAAAAUCUUUAUAUAGGUACAAAAAAGGCGGAAAAGGUGGUAAAAGCGGUGACAAAUGUACACCUAAAACUAAUAAAAACAACGGAAAACGUUAUAACGAUUCAUGUCCUACUACUCCAUGCGGCGGGGACGCUAGAGCUCCCGUUCGAAAUAAUUCAAACGGACAACCAACACCUGGCGAUUGUCCCGUAACUUCUCCAACUUCAGCAUCUCCUUUCGAUAAUACCGGAAAAGUAUGCGUGGAUAAUUGUCCGUUAAAACCGUGUUUGAUAGAUCAAAAUAACCCGGGAAUUGGUAAUGCGACGAUGGGUUUUAACGUAGCAGGAGGACAAUAUAAUUACAACGGCGGUGGAAUGGGUUUUAAUCCAGCUCCAAUGGGAUUUCCCGGUAUGGUUCCACAAGCUCCUUGUAUGGAAUGCGGUAAUAUUCCGAACGCUCCUUGUUUACCACCGACGCAAUACGGACCCUACGGUGGCGGUUUUAACGGAGUUUUGGGAAACCCGAUGAUGCGCGGUGGCGCCGGUAGCAUCGGUCAACCGUGUUCGGAAUGUUCUCCUUGUCCUAACGCCGAUGAUUCAUGCGCUUGCGCGAAAUCAGAUCCGGAAGGUAAUUACCAAGAAAUCGGCGCUUCGAUGGGGGGAAAUUCUUUAACGAUAAGAGUACAUAAAGAUAAUAAAAUAGAACCGGCCGAUGACGGCGAAUCUGGUAGUUGUAUAUGCGGAAACGCGAAAAACAACAUGAACCUCAACAUAGAACCCGGUAUAAAGCAAGCCGGCAAAGAAUUACCUUUCGCUUUUAGAAUGGGUCAACAGGGUCAAGGACAGACAGGUGGCGUUGUGGUAAAUCCUCCGACUUGUACGGCCGCGAACGGAGCUAAAGUUACCGAAUUUUCGGAUCCUAAUAAAGAAUUGUUCGUAUUGAGAAUCGGGAAAAAAAGCGAAGGUGUAGAUAAAAAACAAAAUUUGGAAUUGGAACUUUGUACGCCGAAAGGUCCGGAACGGAAACCGAUACCGCAAAAAAAAUCGACGGAUACGCAAUACGAUCCCAACGAUGCCGGUCCGGAAACGAAAGGUAAAGGUAAGGGGAAAGGUAAAGGAAAGGGUAAAGGAAAGAAGAAAUGA